This is a messenger RNA of Dunckerocampus dactyliophorus (ringed pipefish), 1873 nucleotides long. RefSeq names its product galanin receptor type 1-like. NCBI's taxonomy places the organism in Eukaryota, Metazoa, Chordata, Actinopteri, Syngnathiformes, Syngnathidae. The coding region runs from base 551 to 1615 and encodes 354 amino acids. Gene Ontology annotation, cellular component: membrane. Gene Ontology annotation, biological process: G protein-coupled receptor signaling pathway; immune response. Gene Ontology annotation, molecular function: G protein-coupled receptor activity. The transcript is spliced from 2 exons. The record is from RefSeq and is a predicted model, not a curated record.
AUUCAGGACAGAGCAUUUCUCACAUCCGUAGGGGUAUAACUAUUACCUUUUGUUACUGUGACUUUUAUCAUCCCUUUUUAUCAUGAAUGCAACGAUGGAAGCUCUUUUUGUAGGUGCCAAGAAAUCGAUACAGACAUGGAGUACUACGGCGCUGAAAUCUCCCUGGGUUUGACACAAGCUGCUGCAAGGGAUUAUUGAAGAACAUGCUGAUGCAGCAAAGCCAGUGCCGGUAUGCGAGGACUGCUCUUUGAGGUUGUGUUUUUUAUUUUUUCUUCGCACAACUGGACAUUCAGCAUUCUUUGUGUGCUACUGACAUUUUUUAAAGGACAUUUGAACUACACUUGACAGAAUGAGUGGUUUUGUUUUACUAUCACUCCUUCACAGAUGACAAAUUUUAACAAGGAAGUGACGUGCGGUUAGAUGUGCUUUACUAAUGGCUAUCAUUAUGAAAGGGUGAGCUGUCUUAAUGGAGUGUGGUCAUUGCCUGCGAUUCCCCUGACACAGUGUGUACAUCCCACACUCAACAUGCUCAACAUUAACAGGCUAUUAGAUGAAUGAUUUAGGUGACUUUAAUUGGGAACGCAUGGAAAUGGCAGGGCAGCAUGUAAACAGCAGCAUGCUCAGCCAAAGGAACAGGGAAGAGGAGGCUGUAAUUAAGGUUCUAGUGCCCAUUCUGGAUGGAAUGAUCUUAGUGACUGGCCUGGUGGGCCAAAUCCUGGUCAUCACAAUCCUAACAGGCAGGAGGAGGCGAGACGGUCACCCCCCACAUGGUACUGACACCCUCCUGCUGGCUCUGAGUGCAACUGAUUUGCUGUUGCUGCUAUGCCUUCCCUUCCACACGUCAGCCAUCACGUUGGGAUUCUGGCCUUUUGGUAGCUUCCUGUGCAAAGCAGUCAGCUUCCUGGGCGUGGCCUGCUCAUCUGCAUCUGUCUUUACCUUGGCGGCACUGGCUGUAACUCGUUACCUCACAGUAGUCCACCCUACCUGGGCGUACCGCUCGAGAAUGCACAAACGCGUGAAAGUGACAGUAGCGCUUCUCUGGCUUCCUGCCUCAGCAUUGGCAGCGCCACAGUUUGCCUUCCGCACAGUAACAACAUCCAGAGCUGUGUUUUGCUUUGCCUUUCUCUCAGGCUUCAGUCAACUUGUCUACAGCAUCAGCCUCUUCCUCUUUGGCUUCGUCCUACCUCUGGGAAUCAUCGUGCUGAUGUACACAAAGAUCUACUGCUUUCUCCAACAUGCACGGCUGCUUGGGAAUGCCCCUCAGCUGGAGCACUACCAGAGCCAGGUCACUCACACUUCAGCUCUCUUAGUCCUGGUCUUCACUCUCCUUUGGCUGCCAUCCUACGCGCUCAUGUUCUCCUUCAUCGGAGGAACCAUUCAAGGCUCACAGGGCUACAAUACCAUUGCCAUCUUGUCCAGAUUGUUAGCAUCCUCAGUAGCGGUGGUAAACCCUGUGCUGUAUGGCUUUAUGUCUCAGAAGUUUAGAAGAGAGCUGCUGGAGCUUGGGAGAGAGCGGUGGAACUUCUGCAAAAACUCUCUGACUGGUUGUCCUCACAUGAUGAUGGGCGGAGACAUGGUAGAGAGCAUUGAGCUGGACACAAGCUCAGAAACUUAAACUGAUCCCUCAAUACACUACCUUAUUCAAAUCUGGAUGCAUACACUACACACAACACAAACAAUGUACAGAAAAGAUCACUAAUAUUAAUGUGUUUCAGUUAUGAAUAGAAAUGCUGUCUUUAUAAUCGACUACAAACAAUGAAACCGCUGUAACCUCAACUAGAUAACAAAAUUAAACAAGCUCAAGCGUAGUUUAGAAGGGGGGAAAUUUUUACCAAACUUUUCACGGUCUUCAAACUCAUGGUCUUGAUGUAAC